AUGAGAGGAAAGAGGUCAAAACAGUACCGGAAGCUCAUGGAGCAAUUCUCCCAGACUUUCGGCUUCCGUGAACCGUAUCAAGUCUUGGUCGAUGCCGAGAUGAUCCAAGAUUCCUCCCGAUGCAAGAUGGACCUCGAGCCUGCUCUGUCAAGGACUGUCCAUGGCAAGGUCAAGUCCAAUUUUAUAAAGCUCGGCCAAUCCCUCGAAAGACGAAGAUGCGGUCAUCACCCUAACGAGUACCCCGAACCGCUGAGCACUCAAGAAUGCCUUCGAUCAGUAGUCGACCCCAAGGACACAAACCAAAACAAGCAUCGUUAUGUGGUUGCCAGUCAAGAUCAGGAAGUGCGAAGGAUGCUACGAGGAAUCAAAGGUGUUCCUCUAAUCUAUAUCAAGAGGAGUGUCAUGAUACUCGAGCCAAUGGCCGACGAAAGUGUUCAGGUCCGAGCGAGGGAAGAGAGGAGCAAGUUCCGAGCAGAAAUCAAGAGCUCCGUCGGAAAGCGAAAGCGAGAAGACGCAGACGAUGAUGAUGAGAAGGCCGACAAGAAGGACGCCGGUACUACAGAAGACCAAAAGAAGAAGAAAAAGAAGGGGUAUGGAUCCAAAGGACCCAACCCUCUGGCAGUCCAAAAGCCGAAGAAGCCAAAGACGGAUGGCCAGCAACCACGAAAGCAGGAAUCCUCCGAGGUCAAGGAGAACACACAAGAAGGCGCCGGCAAGCGAAAGAGACGGAGACGGAACAAGACCUCUGAGACAGAGGACCAAGGCGAAGCGAAUACUACCACUACCACUGAGGUGACUAUGGCAGACGCUUAA
Messenger RNA from Fusarium graminearum PH-1, 813 nucleotides. RefSeq lists its product as uncharacterized. Bases 1 to 813 code for a protein of 270 amino acids. Gene Ontology annotation, cellular component: small-subunit processome; nucleolus. The record is from RefSeq and is a predicted model, not a curated record. NCBI's taxonomy places the organism in Eukaryota, Fungi, Ascomycota, Sordariomycetes, Hypocreales, Nectriaceae. Gene Ontology annotation, molecular function: small ribosomal subunit rRNA binding. The transcript is spliced from 3 exons.